Pleurotus ostreatus (oyster mushroom) is the source of this 4362-nucleotide messenger RNA. RefSeq lists its product as uncharacterized. Bases 1 to 4362 code for a protein of 1453 amino acids. NCBI's taxonomy places the organism in Eukaryota, Fungi, Basidiomycota, Agaricomycetes, Agaricales, Pleurotaceae. The transcript has 18 exons. Gene Ontology annotation, biological process: intracellular calcium ion homeostasis. Gene Ontology annotation, molecular function: ATP binding; P-type ion transporter activity; ATP hydrolysis activity. Gene Ontology annotation, cellular component: membrane. The record is from RefSeq and is a predicted model, not a curated record.
AUGCCCUCUACCAGCAAUGCGCACAAAUCUCACGACUACACAGAAGGAGCAUCCGCCAUAGACAUCACAGAAGCACUUGCAAAUAGCAGACGAUCCAGGCGAGACUCGCAGUACAGCACCAUUUAUGGAGAGGAUGGGGAAGGAGCCAUGUUUGCUGGCCCGGGGCAUUCAGUCAAUCCGAGCAGUGUGUCAAGAAUGCCCAAUCUAGAUCGCCGACGAAGCAGCGACGACCGGUCAAGGAGUCGACGGCUUAGUUCUGCCUCGUCGCGGAGGGCGGUAAGCAGGCGGUCGAGCAAGGACAGCGACAGUCAAGUCUCUCAGCAAACUCAAGAUGGAGAGGGGGAUGAUGUGGACAGCGGGUCGGAGGCAGGGGACCUAGGAGAGCGUCGCUCGCUCAGGCCAGGGCCUCGCAAGAGGAAAUCAACGUCCCGCGCAAAUGUGUUCGACAACUUCGCGAGCUUCUUUGGCCGUAAUGCGCCCGAAGCACACCACCCACGGCGCCCAUCCAUUUCGCAGCGUUCUUCCAUCUCAAGGCGGAGUCGCCGCUCUGACGCUGGCUCAGAUUAUGCUGUUGACACUGAUGGAGACGAGGAGGAGGAACGCUGGGGCUAUACUUCUGGAGACGACUUCUCCGACGUGUCUGAUGAGCUGGACGACAACGUCUCCGUCACCAACAGUAUGAGACGUGACUUCGAACCAGGCUCUAACCCAGGUGCACUACUCCCUUUGCUCACCAACGAUCCAAUAUUCGGCGGCGAAGCACGUAUUGAUAUAGACAUACCAUUUGAAUCCCUUGAACCACCUCCCCCGGGGCCACCCAGUCGACAGACUAUAUACCUUGCCGAUGAAGAUAGCAAUGUCCGCUUUAUAGGGUUUGAGACACCAUCAAUACGACACCGUUUGUGGUAUUUUGGAUGCUUUGUGAGUCUAGGUCUUUUGGCUCUCCUGGGACACUGGUUCCCUCGAUUUUGGCUACGCUGGGUGGCCAAGGAAAAGGCUUUCAAAGAUGCGAAGGAAGGCUUUGUUGUGAUAGAGUCAGCACACGGAGACAUUGCGAUGUGUCCGCUGCGGACGCUAAUCUACCCCUACGACAUCAGCACCGUAUUUCCUGAACGUGUAGACUUGAGUUCUGACGGACGUUUGCCCGAUGGUUCAACGCCAAAACCUGUCGUUGGACCCCUAGGGAAGCUCACCGUAGUCGACUAUCGGUACACCCGAUUUGCGCUCGACCCUCGAACAGGUCUCUUUGUUAUGAUAAAGAAUUGGAAGGACCCUUCUUGGACUGGCCAGUCAUCUGUUACCAAUGGGCUUACCGAACCUGUACGAAGGCAAAGGCUAACUCUUUUCGGCAAAAACGAGAUCGACAUCGAAGGCAAAUCAUCGCUCAGCCUGUUAGUGGACGAAAUCAUACAUCCUUUUUAUGUAUUUCAAAUUGCCAGCAUUAUCCUCUGGUCUUUGGACGAUUAUUAUUAUUACGCUUUCUGUAUUGCUUUGAUAUCUUCGCUCAGUAUCAUCACAACCUUGAUUGACACCCGGAAAACUAUCGCCCGAAUGCGCGCCAUGUCCAGAUUUGUCUGCAAAACAGAUGUAUUCGUCGAUGGUAUUUGGUUGGAACAAAGUUCUAGUGACUUGGUCCCAGGCGACAUCGUCAAUCUUUCCCAAUCUCAGUUUCACACCUUUCCUGCCGACAUGUUCCUGUUAUGUGGUGACGCCAUUAUAAACGAAAGCAUGUUGACUGGUGAGAGUGUCCCGGUGAGCAAGACCACUCUGAAAGACGAGGAGAUCGCGCGGUGGAAGGAUGUCGAUGAUGUUACCGCCGAAAUGGCAAAGGGUUUUCUGUACUCCGGUACUCGCGUCAUCAGGAUUCGUGGUGGUCUGGGCGACGGCGGAUAUACCAAACCUGCCCUUGCUGUGGUCACUCGUACCGGGUUCAAUACCACCAAAGGGGCAUUGGUGCGAUCGAUGCUGUUCCCCAAGCCAAUAGGAUUCAAGUUUUAUCGUGACUCGAUGAGGUUCAUUGGUGUUCUAGCCGGGAUUGCUGGAUUAGGGUUUUGUGCCAGUGCCGUGCAGUUUGUAAAGUUGGGCGUCAAAUGGCACACCAUAGUCAUUCGAGCCCUUGACCUAAUCACUGUGGUUGUCCCUCCUGCGUUGCCUGCUACUCUUUCCAUCGGCACCAGCUUCGCCAUCAGCCGCCUUCGAAAACUCGGCAUUUUCUGCAUCGCACCCAGCAGGGUGAACGUUGCUGGCAAGAUUAACGUCUGUUGCUUUGACAAGACAGGGACACUCACGGAAGACGGCCUCGACAUUCUGGGUGUUCGGGGACUCGAUCGUAACGUCCAACGAUUUGGCGAACUCUUUGAAGAUAUAUACGAUCUAUCUCCCAGCAGAGACAAGGCGUCGUUCUUGCAUGCAAUGGCUACAUGUCACUCGUUGAAGAUGGUGGACGGCGAAAUUAUUGGGGAUCCUCUGGAUGUGAAGAUGUUCGAGUUCACGAAAUGGACGCUUGAUGAAGGAACUGCUGGAGGAACAGGUGUCAUCAAGGCCCGCUCCGGUGCUAUUAUCGAGCAAACAUCUUUGGUUCAAACUGUGGUUCGCCCUCCCGGUAGUGGCCAAUUCAGACUGGAGGAUGCCUUGAAAGGAGGGGCUAAGCAUGCACAUUUCUUGGAAUUGGGUGUUAUCCGUACUUUCGAGUUCGUCUCGUCCCUUCGAAGAAUGAGCGUCGUGGUCAAGCGGUUAAAGAGUUCCUCUAUGGAGAUAUACGUCAAGGGUGCUCCGGAAGUGAUGAGCCAGAUAUGCGAUCCGGAUACAUUCCCGCAGGACUAUGGUGACCUCUUAUCGUACUACACUAAGCGCGGAUACCGAGUGAUCGCAAUUGCCGGGAGAAGCAUCGAAGGACUCUCGUGGCGUAAAGCUCAGUUGAUGAAACGUGAUCAAGUGGAGACCGGUUUGCAGUUCCUUGGUUUGAUUAUCUUCGAGAACAAGAUUAAGCGCGGGACGGCACCUGCUAUACAGGCCCUACGCUCGGCGCAUUUGGCAUGCCGGAUGAUAACUGGCGAUAACCCACUCACCGCCGUUAGCGUCGCUCGAGAAUGCAGUUUGAUCAACCAAACAGCAAAUGUCUUCUUCCCUGUCUUCCUCCUAGGCAAUGCAACAACUCCAGCGUCCAAGCUACAAUGGUCAUGCAUGGAUGAUCCACAGUGGCUACUCGAUGACUACAGUCUAAAACCGUUGGACCCGCCCCCACACCAGGCUGUCGAAGACGAUAAUAACGAAACCCAGGACUAUUCUCUGGCUGUUACUGGAGACGUUUUCAGAUGGAUGAUCAACUACGCACCCCUCGAGACGCUACAAAGGAUGCUCGUCAAAGCACAAAUCUUCGCACGGAUGUCGCCAGACGAGAAAAACGAAAUCGUCGAGCGACUGCAGAUGCUUGGGUAUACCGUCCUUAUGUGCGGUGAUGGCGCGAAUGAUUGCGCCGCUCUGAAAGCCGCGGACGUUGGGAUCUCGCUAUCUGAAGCAGAAGCCAGUGUUGCUGCCCCAUUUACAAGCAGUACGCCCGAUAUUGGAUGUGUAUUGGAAGUCAUCAAGGAGGGCCGUGCAGCGCUUGUAACAAGCUUCAGCUGCUUUAAAUACAUGGCGCUGUACUCGCUUAUCCAAUUUACGACGAUUACGCUGCUUUACUCGUUUGCAUCCUCCUUGGGCGAUUUCCAGUUCCUGUACAUCGAUCUGUUUAUCAUCAUCCCCGUCGCUGUUACCAUGGGACGCACUCUACCGUAUCCUUUCAUCCAUCACAAGCGCCCCACUGCGAAUCUCGUAUCCACCAAGGUGCUCUCAAGUAUUAUUGGGCAAAUUGUCAUAACAAGCGCUGUACAACUCUGGGCAUUCUUCUGGGUUCGAAGGAAGGAAUGGUAUAGCCCACCUACAACUGAUACCCCUACUGUUGGGGACAAGCUAGAAGCAACCAAUUUCGAAAACUCAGCCCUAUUUUUGGUUUCGUGUUUCCAGUACAUCCUCGUUGCUGCCGUGUUCAGCAUUGGUCCGCCAUACCGCAAGCCCAUGUUCACAAACGGCUGGCUCAUGCUCUCGUUAAUCACACUGACGGCAUUUAACAUGCUAGUGUUAUUGUAUCCACCGCAACUGAUAACUGUCGUCCUGGAGCUGAUGCCACUCCCGUUUGUGGGUCGUAUGGACCUGCUGGUCUCCGUUGUGAUUAAUGUGUGUUUGUCGAUGGUGUUCGAGAGAUGGGGCGCACAGGGGAUUGCAGAGGCGGUCGACAGUCUUCGCGAGCUCAUUUCGCAUGACACUCGGCGGUAUCAGGAUGGCAAGGCUUACAGAGCGGUAGAUAUGGGUCAUGAUGGAUAG